CAUUACGUAUGCGAAAGCCAACAGUCAACUAGUUCUUCUUAUUCCUGUAUAAAUUUCAUUAGCAUCCGUUCAUUUUCGAUAUCAUCUCCAACCUGCUGACGAUCCAACCUGGCCACCAUGAAGCCUUUAUCUCUUCAUUUUCUUGUUUCGCUCUCGUUCUGGGGGCUGGCCCGAGGAGAAAUCCUAAUUCCGGAGCCUGGUGGACCAUAUGCGGUCGGAUAUAAUACGAUGAAACUAGUAGACGAAUCGAGAAUCGAUCCCUACGAUCCCGGUCACGGCAAACGAAACGUCAUGAUGUCCCUAUUCUAUCCCGUGGCUCGAGAGGACUGCCAGCAGAUGUGUUCGAUCAACUACAUGCCCCCAAUCACAGCUACAUUUGAGGAUGGUUUUGCAGCUGAAUUAGGGUUAACACUUCCUAAUGGUACAUUCGCGUCGAUUAAUUGGCAAUCCUGUUGCAAAGUGUCUCAUAGAGGUAUCCAGGCCAUGGAAAAGUUUCCCGUUGUUCUGUUCUCUCCCGGUCUAGGCGGUUCCCGUCUCCUGUACAGCGCGAUGGCGCAAAAGUUGGCGAGCGCCGGCUACGCGGUGGCUACAAUGGACCAUACAUACGAAGGGGUAGUCGUGGAGUAUCCUGAUGGAAGCUACAUAGUGGGCUGGAAUCAAUCGUACCUGGAAUACCUCUUUGACCCGGCUUUCCCGGAGCGGGUGGAAUCGGUGCUUGAUAUUCGAGUGCAGGAUGCACAAUUCGUAUUGACUCAAUUAGGACAGCUUGCAGUUGUUAAGAGUCUCAUACCUGGAGCUACUUGCGCCUUUAAUAUCGGACACUCAGGAUUCUAUGGCCAUUCAUUCGGCGGUGCAACGGCGUUAGCAGCCCUGGCGAGAGACCAUCGCUUGAACGGCGGUCUUAACCUUGAUGGAUCGCAAUAUGGAGUCAAUCAAGACAUCCACCGACCGGCAAUGCUAUUCGGUCGAGAUGACCCUCAUUCUCACAAUCGCACAAACGACGCUACAUGGGCAGCAGUUUGGGACCAUAUGAAGGGUUGGCGAAGGGAACUGGGAUUGAGCCACUCACAACACACCACUUUUAUGGACGCUCCCUUGUUGAUCAAGAUGGCUGGACUACCUGACAGCGACGUAAUCAGGGGGAUUUUAGGAGAGCUAGACGGAGCGCGCGCAUUUGAAAUAAUCACGAAAUACGUUGAAGCGUUCAUGGAUUUCGCACUGAAGGGGAGACGUAGCGAACUAUUCUCAGGGCCCAGUAAAGCCUAUCCGGAGAUUCGUGUAUCCUAAAUUCAGAAAUACACACAGAGAGCCG
Molecule: messenger RNA, 1312 nt
Organism: Lindgomyces ingoldianus
Lineage: Eukaryota; Fungi; Ascomycota; Dothideomycetes; Pleosporales; Lindgomycetaceae
Product: PAF acetylhydrolase family protein
Exons: 1
Coding region: 118-1287 (389 amino acids)
Molecular function (GO): 1-alkyl-2-acetylglycerophosphocholine esterase activity
Source: RefSeq, a predicted model, not a curated record